UUGAUGUUCGCGGCAGAAAGCCGACAUCGUGACUUUGGGAAGUUGUCGUAUUCUCGAGGAUAAAAGGAAAUUAUGAAAGCCAACUUGUAAUAGUAUUUUAGUCAAAAACCGAAUAGUCGAAAACUACAAUAAAAGAAAUGGCUACAAAGAUCAUCAAUAAGACAGUCACGGAAUUGUCCCUUCGAAUAACACGAUGCUUCUUUGUCUCGUCUAAGGCAAUUCACACCAAUGCAGCCCUCUUCCAAGAAAGAUUGGAAACCUCACUAACAAAUGACGAAGAACAGUUGCCAACUACAAUGAGGCCACCUUUACCCAUCAUAUAUUCAAGAAAAUUAGCUUUUACUCCCAAAUUUAAGGCUCCACGCCAAGUGUGGGUAUCAAACAUGGAUACAGUUGAGGAAGAAAAAUUGGGGCUAAUUGACUUGCAUCCAGAAGUGUUUGCUGAACGUCCUAGAGUGGAUAUCAUUCAUGAAAAUGUUAGGUGGCAACAACUAUAUCGCCAUGUGUCCUACGCUAACACGAAAGUGAGGUACGAAGUAAGGGGAGGUGGUAAGAAGCCCCGGCCGCAAAAAGGCAGUGGUAGAUCCCGGCACGGAUCAAUCCGUUCUCCCAUUUGGAAAGGUGGUGGGAUUGUUCACGGUCCGCGAUCUCCCACACCGUAUUUUUAUAUGUUAGGCUUUAACACGCGGCUCAAUGGACUUCGAUCUACUCUCUCUGCGAAGCUCGCUCAAGAUGAUCUGCACGUUGUAGAUUCGUUAGACAUACCGACAGAUGAUCCAUCAUAUUUGGAAAAGCUCGUCGAAGAACGAGGUUGGGGACCGGCUGUUUUGUUCGUGGAUGACAAUGACAUCAUGCCCUUAAACAUCACUGCAGCAUCGGAUUUGUAUGGUCAUUACAAUCUCAUGCCUGUCUAUGGUCUAAACGUGUACAGUAUGCUGAAACACCACACAUUAGUCUUGACUCUUGCAGCCGUUGAGCGUAUUGAAGAGCGGCUUCUGUUCCAUCUGAAUCGCAAUGACGCCGCUUCAGCUGGGCAGAAAUAUAGACUAGAUUCCGUAUAGGCUGCUGUCUAAUUGUAGUCCCUGUUGGAAAGUAAUUAUAUUUUCAUGUUUUCAUUCCUUAAUAAAGAGAUUUGAAAACCC
Molecule: messenger RNA, 1142 nt
Organism: Daphnia carinata
Lineage: Eukaryota; Metazoa; Arthropoda; Branchiopoda; Diplostraca; Daphniidae
Gene: mRpL4
Product: large ribosomal subunit protein uL4m-like
Exons: 7
Coding region: 138-1061 (307 amino acids)
Biological process (GO): translation
Cellular component (GO): ribosome
Molecular function (GO): structural constituent of ribosome
Source: RefSeq, a predicted model, not a curated record